Messenger RNA from Lycium barbarum (goji berry), 5741 nucleotides. RefSeq lists its product as uncharacterized. The record is from RefSeq and is a predicted model, not a curated record. The coding region runs from base 305 to 5452 and encodes 1715 amino acids. The transcript has 3 exons. NCBI's taxonomy places the organism in Eukaryota, Viridiplantae, Streptophyta, Magnoliopsida, Solanales, Solanaceae.
AACUCAAAACUCAAAUAGUAAUUCUCUAACUAGGAGCAGUCAACUCACGAGCGUGUCAAAAUGUGGUUGGAUAUUCCCAUUAUCUCACUUUGGAACUGCAACUACGUUUCAAAGAUUCAGAAACAAGGACAAACAAGCACUUAAUUCGGCUUAUUUACUUUCUGUUUCAACUCAUUUCGUUUUUCUUUUUCCUUAUUUUCCGUCAAAUCGCGAAACAGACCCUUUUCUCUCUCUUUCUCUCUCACACAGUAAACCCUCAAAAAAACAAAAAACUCAGUCGAAUAGCUCAAAAGAUUCUGUAACCAUGGAUGAGCAAGAAGGGGUAAGUUCAGUCACUAGUGUUUCAGAACUUACCGAAAAUUUGGGAUGUGAGGGACAAGCUGAUGAGCCUUAUAAUGAGGAAGAUGUUGAAGAGAUAAUGGUAGAGGUAGUAGGUUCUGAUGUGUUUGUUGAUGGGAUUUGUGGUGAUGGUGGUGAACUGGGGCAAGAGGGAUCGGGAAAAGCAGACACUUUGGAUGAUCAUAGCGAUUUUCAAUUAAGGGAUGCUAAGGAUGAUGGGAAUACUGGAAACGAGGUUGAAGGUGUCGUUGAUGUUGCAGGGUCAUCCAGGGAUGUUGCCGAGGCAGCUGGUGCACAGAGUUUUCCCGAGGUGCCAAGUGUAACAGUGAGUUCUGUUUUAGAGAAAGUCAGCUUCAGUGUUAGUGAGGCGGAUGUUGAGGUUAAUGUUGUCAGGAGCACUGAAUCUGCUGAUUUGACUUCAGUUGAUGUUGCAGGGUCAUCCAGGAAUAUUUCUGAGACAUCUGGCACUGAGAUUAUUCCCGAGGUGCCAAGUGUAACAGCCUGUUCCGUUGUAGAGAAAGUCAACUUCGGUGUUAGCGAGGAGGAUGUUGAUGGUAAUGUUGUCAGGAGCACUGAAUCUGCUGCGCUUGCUGAUUUGACUUCAGUUGAUGUUGCAGGGUCAUCCGGGGUUGUUUCUGAGACAGUGAAAAAUGAGGCUGUUCCCAUGUUGCCGAGUGAAACAGCUGAGAGAGUUAGAGAGGAGGAGGCUGAGGGGAAUGUUGUUAGGAGCACUGUAUCUGUUGAAAUGAGUGCUGCACCUGCUGAAUUGACACCGCAAAGAGUGGGUCUUUCUGAUGAUGGGGUGUGGAAUCCUGGAAUUGAGCGGCCGAUUGGAUCUACUCCAUUUGUGCCACAAGACAGUUCGAAUCUCGUAAUGGAAGAGGCUAGCAAUCUGAGAUUGGAUUCUUCUGAAAAAGAUGAAAGUUCAGUCAGAGAGAUAGCUGGCCAGGCUAGUGAGGAAGAUACUUCUAGUCAUGCAAGGGGUCAGAUAUCAGAUCAUCCAGCUGAAGGAGCUGUGUCACUGGAUUGUGGCGUUGUAGAAAAAAUACAUUCAGAAGUUGAAACCAUGGAAGCCAAUGCCCAUGAUCAGGAGAGAGAUGCCGUGGGGAACAAGGAUGAAAAUUCACAUCAGGAUAGUGGAAUAGUACAAAAAGCACACUCAGAAGUUGAAACCAUGGAAACUGAUGCCCAUGAUCAGGAGAGAGAUGCUGGUGGGGACAAGGAUGAAAAUUUACAUCAGGAUAGUGGAGCAGUACAAAAAGCACAGUCAGAAGUUGAAACCUUGGAAACUGAUGUCCGUGAUCAGGAGAGAGAUGAAUUGGGAAACAAGGAUGAGGAUUCACAUCAGGACAGUGGGGUGGUACAGAAAGCACAUUCAGAAGUUGAAACCAUGGAAACCAAUGUCUAUGAUCAGCAGAGUGAUGACUUGUGCAACAAGGAUGAGAAUUCACAUCGAGAGACAGUUGUCUUGGGCAACGAGGAUGAGAAUUCACAUCCUGACAUUGAACCCAUGGAAACUGAUGUUUAUGUGAAUAACAAUUCAAAUACAGUGGUUGAACCCCUGGAGACAAUUAACCAUGAUGAUCAAAUAAUUAACACGUGCCAUCAGGUUCCCGCAGUUCAUGAUAAUCUGGGUGUAGAUGUAUCAGUGUCUCAAGGUUCUGCUAGCAAUUGUGCUGAUGACAUGAUUUCAUUGAAACCAAACAGUCAAAUCCCUGAAGAUAAGGGAGGAGAUAUUAAGGUAGUUAGUGUUGAGCAUACCCCAGUUGCACAUGAUCAAUCCUUAGGCAUCAAUGGUGAUGAUGUGCCAUUGCACCCUGGGAAGCAAGAACAUGGAUUGGAGGAAAAUUUGGCAGCAGAGAAUGGGCUUAUUGGUUCUUCUUGUGAAAAAGCAAACCAUGCCGAGGUUCAGGAAUUUGAGGUUGAUAACAUGCAUGAAGAUAAAAAAGUUCUUGCUUUAUGUACUCAGGCAGAAACUUCUCAUAUGGAAACCCAAACUGGCAAUCAUAAAGAGGCAACUUUGGAGGGUAGUGAGAUCUCAAGUUGUAAAGUUCCAAUACCCAGUGAUAAUGGGAGCUUAGGUGGUUCAGACGAGUUGCCAGAUGUGCAGCCUAAGGUAGUGGAUGGAGUUAGCGAAGUUACUCAUGAUGACUUCCCACUUCCUUUACAGGCUAGUGCUCAUGAUACAGGACACCUUGAGGAGAUGGAAGUCGAGGGGGUUCGUCACGAGACAACUGGCACAUUGACUUUUACCGCGAAUGAGGAAAGUCUGAAUAUAGUGGAGGUUGAUGCCAGGUUGGAAAAUGAUACGAGAACAGAACUCCUGGAAACCUCUUGUGAACCAGCUUGCAGAAAUGAUGGAGCUAGUGUUGUAAUGGACAAGGACGGGAAUGCCCUGCUUGGAAGUACCACAAGCUUAAGUUGCACCGUGUCUAUUGAGACUAUUGUUAGCACAAGAGAGAUGAACACUGCGGAUGAAACAAACAAAGUAACACACUUGCUGCCAGAAGGUUUGGAUAGCGACAUGUCACUGCAGCAUGUUGAGAACGAGAGCUUAUUGCUUUUUGAUAACUAUGCUGGAAACGAAGGCGAUCCCCAGGUGAGUGCAGUGUCAUGUAAUGAUGAUGUCAUGACUGAAGUUCCAGAAGGAACCUCAUUAGCAUGUCAGGACACUUCCAAAACCUCAGAGUCUGAUACUGUUGAUGGUAAGUCGCCUCUUUUAUUAAAAGACGACUACUUAAAGGUCGAGGCUGAACACAAUGUGGAGGCUAAAGACACUGCUCUUGGAGAAGAUCCUGCUCAAGGUCAUGAUCUGGCUCAUGAUACAAAAAAAAGUGCUGUUACAGGAAUGCAUUCAAAUAUUACUGAAGAAUCUGAACCCUCUGUGAAUCAAGGUGGUGUAUUGGAGCAUGUCGAGAUGGAUCAUGAUGCCGGUAAUGCAACAACUGCUGGUGCACUAUUAAAUGAAGAAAAAAACUCUAAUGCAGAGGGUGCUAUAAAAUCUGAGGCUGCAAUAAAUUCUGAUGCUGAUGUCCCUCCUCCAGUUGGAGAUCAAAUUGUAGAGGACCAGGACCCUUUUGAGGCAAAUAAGGGUAUUGAUUUCGAUGUGCAUACUCCAGAAAUGAUGGUUACAGAUGAGCAUGAGAAAGGCGAAGUUGAGAAGCUGCAUCCUGAUACUGUGCAGGAAUCUUCAAAGCAAGACAAAGAAACUGAAGAAGUUGCGUCCGAGACUAGCGACACUGUGCUACCGAAUGAGAAGCCUGUGAGCUUGGUGAAGUUGCAUCCUGGUUAUCUUGUUCCACCAGAAAAUGAGGGCUUGUACUCUAUAUCUGAUUUAGUCUGGGGAAAAGUUAGAAGCCAUCCAUGGUGGCCUGGACAGAUAUUUGAUCCUUCCGAUGCUUCAGAAAAGGCCAUCAAGUACUACAAGAGAGAUUGCUUUUUGGUAGCUUAUUUUGGAGAUCGUACUUUUGCUUGGAAUGAAGCAUCUGUGUUGAGGCCAUUUUAUUCUCAUUUCUCCCAGAUUGAGAAGCAAAAUAAUUCAGAAACAUUUCAAAAUGCUAUAAGCUCUGCUUUAGAAGAGGUUUCAAGACGCGUUGAACUUGGCCUUGCUUGCUCAUGCACACCUGAAGACUCCUAUGAUGAGAUUUCAUGUCAGAUUGUGGAGAAUGCUGGGAUUCGUGAAAGUAAAAGAUAUGGAUUGGACAAAUCAACCGGAGUCACUUCGUUUGGACCUGAUAAGCUCAUGCACUAUUUGAAAGCGUUAGCCCUGUCACCAACUUGUCGGGCUGAUAGGUUGGAUCUCACUAUUGCUCGAGCUCAGCUAGUGGCCUUUUGUAACUUCAAAGGAUAUCGUCCACCGGCAGAAUUCUUGUUAAGUGGAGAAUUACUAGAAAAUGACGCCGACGUUCCCAGUGCAAUUGACGAUAAUGGUCUUGCUUCGGAAGACAGUGAGCAACAUCACAUCAGUAAAGCCUCUGUUCACAAACGUAAGCACAGUUCAAAAGAUAGCUCACAGCAUAAAAUGAAAGAGCGGAGCUUGUCAGAGCUGAUGGACGAUGAGGAGUGUGAGUAUUCUCCCUAUGCUGAAGAUGAUUCAGAUGGAAAAACACUCAUGUCCAGCAAAAAGAGGAAGGCUGUUGAUUCUCGUACUGAUGGAUCGAACAAGAAAACAAGUGUUUAUGCUGCUAAAGUGUCAACCACUGCGCCUAAGCCGUCCUUCCGUAUUGGUGAAUGCAUUCAAAGAGUGGCAAGCCAAUUAACUCGUCCAGCCUCACUUGUGAAGUGCAACAGUGAUCAAAGUGGGGCCGAUGUUCAAUUACAGGACUCUCCAAAGGGAAAAGUUGUGAUUCCAACUGAAUUACCUUCUCCAAAUGAGUUGCUCUCACAACUUCAGUUGGUGGCAUGGGCUCCGUUGAAAGGCUACCGCUUCUUAAAAACCAUCACUACUUUCUUUUCAGGUUUUAGAAAUUCAGUUGCUGCGCUCCAGAAGAAGCAGAAUUCGUCGGCGGGAAGACCUGGUGGUGGUCGAAAGAAAAGAGCUUCACAAACUGUAGCUGGUUUUGCUGAAGAAUUUGAGUUCGAUGAUGUAAAUGAUUCUUAUUGGACAGACAGGAUUGUACAAAACUAUGGGGAGGAGCAGCCAUUGCAGAAUAGUCAAAGUGGGGGAGGAGGGGAACAUCAGCUUACGGUCAAUGAUCCAGAGAAAUCCAAUAAACCGGGUCGUAGAUCAUACACUAGAAAAAGAAAACCCAGUACCGAUAUUGACAUGACACCAGGUGUUCCUCCUGAGGACAUUGAGAAGAGGAAGCAUGAGCCAGCAGAACUCAUUUUAAUUUUUGCUGAGGGUGGUCCUCUUCCAUCUGAAAUGAACCUUAAUAAAAUGUUUAGGCGGUUUGGACCAUUGAAGGAAUUAGAAACUGAAGUUAAUCAAGAGUCUUCUCGGGCUAGGGUGGUCUUUAAAAGGGGUUCUGAUGCAGAGGUUGCUCAUAGUAGUGUAGGAACGUUCAACGUCUUUGGAUCACGGCAAGUGACUUAUGAGCUCAGCUACACACCAGUUAUCUCAUUUAAGCCCAUGCUCCUUACAAUUACACCAGACAUGGAGGGAGCUAUUUGAUGCUACAGCUCCAAAAUGAUCGUAGUUUCAGGUUGAAGGAGACAUGAUUAUUCAGCGGCGGCGACAGUAACAUCUUUCAUUAGAGUGGGUUGCUGGAGGGAGGGUGACACAUCUGUUUGUAAAAAGAAACUUCAUUUCUGUCUGUACUUCUCGUUCAAUUUCUGGAGAAGAGUUUUCCCUCCUGCUCUAUUAGAAAUGAUGUAUGCAUGAUGCAUCGAUAUCGAGCUUCUGAUCAUCUUUCCAGUUCCCUCUUGAUCUUUCUGGAUGAAUGAAAUUGAAAUUUUGGCGA